AUGAGAAGGGGACUCCAGCCGGCGGCCCUAGCAGCGCAGCCACCCGCACCUUCCAUGGACUCCCGGGUGACCCCCGCCAGCUUCCCAGCCCACUUCGCCGCUGGCACCUUCAUCCAGAUCCGCAGCGGCGCGGCGGCAGCGUCCUGUGUCUCCUCCUCCUCCCAGGUUCCCGGUGUCUUUGCCCUCACUGCGGAGGGGGGUCAGCCCGCUGGCGGCUCCCUGUACUGCACCCCGCACGGACCCGCCGGCAGGACGGCGCUGCUGCAGCCAGCACUAGGAGGAGGCGGAGGCCGCCCCCCGGCAAAGCGAAGGCUGGAACUAGGAGAAAGUGGUCACCAAUAUCUUGCUGAAGGAUUAAAAACCCCAAAAGGAAAAGGAAGAGCUGCAACAAGAAGUCCAGAUAGUCCAAAAACUCCAAAAUCUCCUUCAGAAAAGACUCGGUAUGAUACAUCACUUGGUCUUCUCACGAAGAAGUUCAUUCAGCUGCUGAGCCAGUCCCCAGAUGGGGUCGUGGAUUUGAACAGAGCAGCAGAGGUCCUCAAGGUGCAGAAACGGAGGAUUUAUGAUAUCACCAAUGUACUGGAAGGCAUCCAUCUCAUUAAGAAGAAAUCCAAAAACAACAUUCAGUGGAUGGGCUGCAGUCUAUCUGAUGAUGGGGGCACGCUGGCACAGUGUCAAGGCCUGUCAAAGGAGGUGACUGAACUCAGUCAGGAAGAGAAGAAACUGGAUGAAUUGAUCCAAAGUUGCACCCUGGACCUCAAGUUGCUAACAGAGGAUUCAGAGAAUCAGAGAUUAGCUUAUGUUACAUAUCAAGAUAUUCGAAAAAUUAAUGGCCUUAAAGACCAAACCGUUAUAGUUGUGAAAGCACCUCCAGAAACCAGACUUGAAGUGCCUGACCCAGUGGAGCAGAAUGCGCUGAUCCAUUUAUCUAGUACCGAAGGACCUAUUGAGGUUUAUCUAUGUCCAGAAGAGAAUGACAGCCUCAGUCCUAUUAAAACAUACAAUCAGGACCACAACGGAAAUAUCUCAAAAACAAUUUCCAAAGAUCUGGCUUCUGGUAACUCAGGACAAGGGGACUGCUCGGUAAACAUGGCAAACCUCUCUCCAUUGGCUUCUCCAACCAACCUUUUGCAGCAAACAGAGGACCAAAUUCCCUCCAAUUUCGAAGGGCCGUUUGUGAACUUGCUGCCUCCUCUGCUUCAGGAAGAUUACCUGCUGAGCCUUGGGGAAGAAGAGGGCAUCAGUGAUCUUUUUGAUGCUUAUGAUUUAGAAAAGCUUCCCUCAUUGGUGGAUGAAUUUAUAUACAGCUGA
Molecule: messenger RNA, 1311 nt
Organism: Emys orbicularis (European pond turtle)
Lineage: Eukaryota; Metazoa; Chordata; Testudines; Emydidae
Gene: E2F3
Product: E2F transcription factor 3
Exons: 7
Coding region: 1-1311 (436 amino acids)
Biological process (GO): regulation of transcription by RNA polymerase II
Cellular component (GO): RNA polymerase II transcription regulator complex
Molecular function (GO): RNA polymerase II cis-regulatory region sequence-specific DNA binding; protein dimerization activity; DNA-binding transcription factor activity, RNA polymerase II-specific
Source: RefSeq, a predicted model, not a curated record